Molecule: messenger RNA, 1757 nt
Organism: Onthophagus taurus
Lineage: Eukaryota; Metazoa; Arthropoda; Insecta; Coleoptera; Scarabaeidae
Product: luciferin 4-monooxygenase-like
Molecular function (GO): CoA-ligase activity
Source: RefSeq, a predicted model, not a curated record
CUUAUCAUCAUUGUUUUAAUUAUACACAUUCUCUUAUACACACUAUAUAAGAAGCAAAUUUUGAAAAGAUAUUCAGUUUCAAUUUACAUUCCAUCGUCUAACAACGAAAAUACAUCAUUUCAAAAAUGGGUUGUGAAGAAGACAUUAUUUUACCUGAUCAAGGAGAUAAUAUCAUUAGAACUAAAAAAUCGGAUGCUAAUUAUGAUCCAAAAGGAGUUGCUCACUCCAUUUUUGUUUCUUUAAGCAACAAAAAACACGAAAUAGGACAAAUUGAUGCAAAUACUGGCGAAGAAGAAACUUUUGGGGUAACUUUACAAAAAGCGAUAAGAAUAGCUUGUCAUUUAAAACGAUUAGGAGUUACCCCAAAUGAUAUCAUCACUCCAUGCACUACGAAUCAUUUAAAUGCAGCAGCGAUUUUCCACGCGAUUUUAUUUACCGGUGCUAAACCUGCUGGAAUGGACCCAUUUGCUCCAGAUGAAGACAGAAUAAGACAACUAGAACUGGUUGAACCAAAACUUAUUUUUGCCAUACCAGAAACUAUAAAAGCUUUGGAAAAUAUGAUUGAUUCUUUAGGACUAAAUACUAAAAUCAUUGUUUUUGGUAAAACUGAUAUACAUAUUCCUUUUGAAGAUUUAUUAGUUCCUUUGCCUGAAGAAGAAAAUAAUUUUACACCGUACAUAGUUAAUGAUGUUCAUGAACCUGCUUUAAUCGUUUUCAGCAGUGGAACUACGGGAAGUCCAAAAGGAAUUUGUAUAAGUCAUUAUUCUGUUAUGGGGAAUUUUGGAAAUGCACUACUACCAAAUAAUGACCCCCAAAUUUUUUUAUCAUACGCUUCUUUCGUUUGGGCUUCUGCAAUUGUAAUAACUGUUACAACUGCACUGGUGGGUGGAAUAAAAGUCCAAGCUUCUGGUUUCACCCCGGAAAAAGCUUGGCGUCAUUUGGAAAAAUAUAAAGUAUCCGUUUUCUUUGCUGCUCCUCAAGAUUUAAUCGCGUUAAUUAAAAAUGGAAAACCGAAGGAUUUGAAAUUACCCCAUUUAAAAAUGUUGUGCCUAGCUGGAGGACCAAUUUCAAUACCAAGUUAUCACACCUUGCAAGAAAUGUUCCCGGAUGUAACAAUUUUUACUGGUUUCGGUCAAACAGAACUUUUUAAUUGUGCACUAGUACCCGAUUUUAGUCCAUCAGCUAGAACUGCCCUUUUAAGUAGACCGACUACUUGUGGUAAACCAACAAGAGGAUCAACAUAUAAAAUUGUUGACCCAGAUACUGGAAAAAUUUUAGGUCCAAAUCAACCUGGAGAACUCUGCGUACUCUCCGAUAUGAAUAUGAUUGGAUAUUACAAACAAGAUUCCUCAGAAAGAUUCGACGAAGAUGGAUUCUUAAAAACAGGGGAUAUUUUAUAUUACGACGAAGAAAAAUGGUUCUUUUUCGUUGAACGGAGCAAAGAAAUGUUGCGAUAUAAAAUGACAGCGAUUGCUCCAACGGAAAUCGAACACAUCUUAAUUCAACAUCCUUCGGUUAAAUUAGCGGUGGUUAUUGGAAAACCCACUGAUGAAGGUGAUAUAACGAUCGGGGUUGUUGUUAGAAAAGACAAAAAUGUUACUGACAAAGAACUUGAAGACUUAGUAGCGCGUAAUGUUGACGAACGCAAAAGAAUUAGGGGUGGGAUUUAUUUUGUUGAUGAAAGUGAAAUUCCUUUUACACCGUCUGGAAAAAUUAAACGAAGGAGCUUGAAACGAUAUAUUUUAGAAAAAAUCCAA